Messenger RNA from Alternaria incomplexa, 4632 nucleotides. RefSeq lists its product as uncharacterized. Gene Ontology annotation, cellular component: membrane. The record is from RefSeq and is a predicted model, not a curated record. Bases 1 to 4632 code for a protein of 1543 amino acids. Gene Ontology annotation, molecular function: ABC-type transporter activity; ATP binding; ATP hydrolysis activity. NCBI's taxonomy places the organism in Eukaryota, Fungi, Ascomycota, Dothideomycetes, Pleosporales, Pleosporaceae. Gene Ontology annotation, biological process: transmembrane transport. The transcript is spliced from 7 exons.
AUGCAGGGCCAACAACAGACGCCCUUCCUCCCCAGCAUACCGCUUGCGCACGGCUAUCUGACGGCCUCGAAGCACCACCGCCAGCCAUUAUGCGGUAAUAGCGAGGGCUGGGGCCCAAUCAGCCCGAUACGAUACGACUUCACUCCGUGCUUCUUGGAUGUAUGGAUAGCGGUCGUCGCGGCGUUUGGAAUCGUGGGCGGAGUAGGCGCGUUGUGGUAUCUCUACAGGAAAUGCCCACCGCAGCCCGUGAAGCGCAAUUGGCACUUUUACGCGAAGCUGACGUCACUCAGCGCCCUCAUCGCCACCACAGCAGUCCAGGCAGCCCUCCAGAUCGAAUACUACAAAGACGUAUGGGCCGGUGACUUCCGCUUCUGGACAUCUAUAAUCACCGUCGUCUCUCUCGGCUUCGUAUUCCACAUCCAGUAUAUCGAACACUGGCGGUCGCGAAAUGCCAACGGCGUGGUCCUCUUCUACUGGCUCUUCCUGCUCAUCGCAUACGCCGUCAAGCUCCGCUCCCUCGUCUCCCAGCAGGUACAUCGCGAACAUGUGGCAUACUUCGCAGUCUUCUGCGCUAGUGUUGGAUUGGCUGGGCUCUCAUUCGUCCUGGAAUGGCUGGUCCCGAAGCGUAUGAGCGACUACGACAUGCUUGGAGACGACGAUGAAUGUCCAUACGAAUACGCAGACGUCUUCUCUGUCUUGACAUUUGGCUGGAUGACACCGAUGAUGAAGCAAGGAUACAAGACUUUCCUCACCCAGGACAGCCUGUGGAACCUCCGAAAGCGCGACACCACCCGGCACACCUCACAGACAUUUGAGGAUGCGUGGAAAUAUGAGAUGGAGAAGAAGCGCCCUUCGUUGUGGCUGGCAAUGUUCCGCUCAUUCGGCGGUCCCUACUUCCGCGGCGCUGCCAUCAAGACCAUAAGCGACGUUCUGAACUUCGCCCAGCCCCAGUUGCUGAGGCUUCUGAUCACUUUCGUCGAUUCGUACCGUGCCAACUACCCCGGAAAGCCCCAGCCUCUCAUUCGCGGUGCGGCCAUCGCGCUUGCCAUGUUUGCCGUAUCCGUUUCCCAGACCGCCUGCCUCCACCAAUACUUCCAGCGGUCUUUCGAAACCGGCAUGCGCAUCAAGUCUUCGCUCACGGCUGCCAUCUACUCCAAGUCCACCCGUCUAUCCAACGAGGGUCGCGCGUCCAAGUCAACCGGUGAUAUCGUCAACUACAUGGCCGUGGACACACAGCGUCUCCAGGAUCUUGCGCAAUACGGACAACAACUGUGGUCAGCUCCCUUUCAAAUCAUCCUGUGCAUGCUAUCGUUGUAUCAAUUGCUUGGUGUCAGUUGUUUCGCAGGUGUUGCCGCCAUGUUCGUCAUGAUUCCUAUCAACGGUGUGAUUGCACGGUGGAUGAAGACUCUGCAGAAGGAGCAGAUGAAGAACAAGGAUUCGCGUACCAAACUAAUUUCUGAGAUUCUCAACAACAUGAAGUCGAUCAAGCUCUACGCUUGGACGACUGCCUUUGCCAACCGCCUGAACACCAUCCGAAACGACCAGGAACUCAAGACCUUGCGCAAGAUUGGUGCUACCCAGGCGUUCUCCACAUUCACUUGGUCUACAACUCCGUUCUUGGUGUCGUGCUCAACCUUUGGUGUCUUCGUCUGGACGCAGAACCGUGCUCUGACAACUGACAUUGUCUUCCCUGCUCUUACGCUCUUCAACCUCCUCACUUUCCCACUUGCCAUCCUCCCUAUGGUUAUCACCGCCAUCGUUGAGGCUAGUGUAGCUGUUGGCCGUAUUACUGGCUACCUGACUGCCGAUGAGUUGCAGGAGGAUGCCGUUAUCCGCGAAGACGCUGUGACUGAGAAUGGCGACGAGUCGGUGCGCAUCCGCGAUGCUAGCUUCACUUGGGACAAGAACGCUGAGCGUCGUGCUCUCCAUGACAUCAACUUCACCGCGCACAAGGGAGACCUCGCGUGUAUUGUCGGUCGCGUCGGUGCAGGCAAAUCAUCGCUUCUUCAAGCAGUUCUCGGUGAUCUGUGGAAGAUACAUGGAGAGGUCGUUCUACGCGGAAAGACUGCGUAUGUUCCACAGUCAGCUUGGGUCAUGAACGCUUCCGUUCGCGAGAACAUCGUAUUUGGUCAUCGUUGGGAUCCCCAGUUCUACGAGAAGACUGUCAAUGCCUGUGCACUACGAGACGACUUUGGCUCCCUUCCCGAUGGCGACCAGACCGAGGUCGGUGAACGAGGUAUCUCACUCUCAGGUGGUCAAAAGGCUCGUCUUACUCUUGCUCGUGCGGUUUAUGCGCGUGCAGACAUCUAUCUUCUCGAUGACUGUUUAUCCGCUGUUGACCAGCACGUUGGACGCCAUCUCAUCGACAACGUACUCGGACCCAAGGGUUUACUUGCGGGCAAGACCAGGAUUCUGGCAACCAACUCCAUCCCCGUUCUGAUGGAAGCCGACAUGAUCCUGCUACUGCGCGAAGGCAAGAUUCUAGAGAGAGGCAGCUACGGACAACUAAUGGCCAUGAAGGGUGAAAUCGCUCAGCUCAUCAAGACAUCUCAGAACGAAGACCAGGGAGAAGAUGACAGCACUCGCACAUCCGACAGCAUCAUGAGCGAUGAAGAUUCUACAGUCUACGGUGGUAGUCCCACCGGCGAAGACGACGAGGAAGAUCAAGCCGAAGCUGAGGCCGCCCAGGAGGGUGGCGCCACUCUCGCCCCCUUGAGGGUCGGAGGCGGUACGGGCCGCAAGUCGAGCUUCCAGACCCUUCGUCGAGCCAGCACUGCCAGUUUCAAGGGACCUCGCGGCAAGAUGAACGAUGAAGAGGGCGGUGGGCUCAAGAGCAAGCAGACCAAGGAGUUCUCUGAGCAAGGCAAAGUCAAGUGGUCCGUUUACGGCGAAUAUGCAAAGACAAGCAAUCUUGCAGCGGUCGCCAUCUAUCUGAUGCUCCUUUUGGGUGCUCAAACAUCAUCAAUCGGCGCAAGCGUGUGGCUAAAGCAUUGGUCAGAGAUCAACCAGCAUUACGGCGGGAACCCUCAUGUGGGGAAAUACAUCGGCAUCUACUUCGCGUUUGGCGUGGGAUCUGCUGCCCUGGUCGUGGUGCAGACGUUGAUCCUCUGGAUUUUCUGCUCCAUCGAAGCUAGCAGGAAGCUACACGAGCGGAUGGCGUUUGCCAUCUUCCGCUCGCCAAUGAGCUUCUUUGAGACUACACCUGCAGGACGCAUACUCAAUCGAUUUUCGAGUGACAUCUACCGAGUCGACGAAGUCCUAGCCCGAACAUUCAACAUGCUCUUCGUCAAUUCCGCCCGAGCUGGCUUCACCCUUGUCGUCAUUUCGUGGUCGACCCCGGCCUUCGUUGCGCUUAUCCUGCCGCUCGGCGCACUCUACCUUUACAUCCAACGAUAUUACCUGCGCACAUCACGGGAGCUCAAGCGCCUGGACAGCGUUAGCCGCAGCCCAAUCUAUGCCCAUUUCCAGGAGAGUCUCAGCGGUAUGAGCACAAUCCGCGCGUACAACCAGCAGAAGCGUUUCGAGAUGGAGAAUGAGUGGCGUGUCGAUGCCAAUCUGCGUGCAUACUACCCUUCCAUCAGCGCCAACCGAUGGCUGGCUGUUCGCUUAGAAUUCCUUGGCUCAGUCAUCAUCUUGGCUGCUGCGGGUCUCGCCAUCGUGUCCGUCGCUAGCCACAGCGGCUUAUCGGCUGGUACGGUGGGUCUGGCCAUGUCGUAUGCGCUUCAGAUCACUCAAAGUCUCAACUGGAUCGUUCGCCAGACUGUUGAAGUGGAGACCAACAUCGUUUCUGUGGAACGUGUGCUUGAGUAUGCCGCGCUACCCAGCGAGGCGCCUGAGAUCAUCUCCAAGAACAGACCACCAAUCAGCUGGCCGUCCCAGGGCGCUGUCACUUUCGACAACUACAGCACCCGAUAUCGGCCUGGUCUUGACUUGGUGCUGAAGAACGUCAACCUCUCAAUCAAGCCAAAGGAGAAGAUUGGUGUCGUUGGACGAACAGGCGCUGGCAAGAGUUCACUUACCCUUGCGCUUUUCCGCAUCAUCGAACCUGCGGAGGGUAAUGUAAGCAUCGACAAUCUCAACACCAGCACUAUCGGUCUUCUUGACCUCCGCAGGCGCUUGGCUAUCAUCCCACAAGAUGCAGCGCUAUUCGAGGGUACCGUGCGCGACAAUCUCGACCCUGGGCACGUUCACGACGACACCGAGCUCUGGAGUGUACUAGACCACGCUCGCCUUAAAGACCACAUCUCCUCCAUGCCCGGCAAACUCGACGCCACCAUCAACGAAGGCGGCUCCAACCUCUCCUCCGGUCAACGCCAGCUCGUCUCUCUCGCCCGCGCCCUCCUCACUCCCUCCAACAUCCUCGUCCUGGACGAAGCCACAGCCGCCGUCGACGUCGAAACAGACGCCAUGCUGCAAACCACGCUCCGCACCAGCAUGUUCAACAACCGCACAAUCAUCACUAUCGCGCAUCGCAUCAACACGAUUUUGGACUCAGACAGGAUUAUCGUGCUGGACAAGGGCGAGGUCAAGGAAUUUGAUAGCCCGGCGGAGCUGGUCAGACGGAAGGGGCUGUUCUAUGAGUUGGUUAAGGAGGCGGGGUUGUUGAACGCAUUGGAUAUGAGUCAGUCGUGA